AUGUGUCUUUCUUUGGAGAGCUUAAGUGAUGCUCUGGGUUUGUACGUUAACGGGGAUCGGUUUGGAUGUGUUUAUAAGAAGAAAAACUCUGCUGACCUGGAGCGGACACCACUGGAGACUCAUCCAGCAUUUCCUCCCGAUGACCCUCCUGCUCUCCCUCCUGUGCCCACCCACAGAGCCCGUUCCCUGGGACAACGGCUCCAGCAGCAGCCCUGGAGAGGGGCUGUUGAGGGUUUCCAGGUGGAUGUUUGUGGUGUGUGUGCAGGAGAUGGGAGCACAUGUGAGUUGUUCAGCGGGACACUCUUUCUUUCUGUGCUCUCUGUUGGCUACCACAAGAUCCUGGACAUCCCCUCUGGAGCUCAACGAAUCAAAAUACAGGAAACGCAGAAGACCAGGAACUACUUGGCUCUCAGGACAGCGACUGGUGACUCAGUGAUAAAUAGCGACUGGGUGAUCGACAGGCCAGGACAGUUCUACGCCGUGGGUACUCAGCUCACUUACAAGCGGCCCAACGAGAUACGCAGCAGAGCGGGAGAAUCCAUCACUGCUCCUGGCCCGACCAAUCAGGAGCUGCAUCGUACCGGGGACCUCUGUGGCUUCACCGGUCAUCCUGGCCCUCAGGUAGAAGAGUGUCGAUCGCAACCUUGCCCGGCUUUCUGGGAUGUUGGGGAGUGGUCUGAGUGCAGUAAGACCUGUGGUCCAGGGUUUCAGUAUCGUCAGGUGAUUUGCCAGCAGGUGCAAGGACACCAUGGCAAUAGCACAGUCAUUGUGGCGGCCAGCCUCUGCGAUUACACAGAAAUGCCAGAGACGACCACCGUGUGCCAGCUCAAGAUCUGCAGUGAGUGGCAGAUCCGCUCCGAGUGGACAGAGUGCUCAGUGCCGUGUGGAGGUCAGCGUAAAAGAGAAGUUGUGUGUGUGGAUAACCUGGGUGACAUCGUUGCUGAUGAAGAAUGCAACAUGGCUCUUCGUCCACAGGCUGAGAACUGUGACAGAGGAGUAUGUGCCAGCAGCUGGUUCUACUCUCUCUGGAGUGACAGGUGUUCUGCAGACUGUGCGAAAGGAAGUCGCAGCCGGUCCGUGGUGUGUAUGAUGAGUCAGACCAACUCACUGCCACUAGACAACUGCGAAGAUGAGGAUAAACCUGACGAGCUCAUUUCCUGUGACCUGGGACCCUGCACACAGAGACUGGAAUGGUACACAGGACCGUGGGGACAGUGCUCAUCUGAAUGUGGCAAUGGCACCCAGAGUCGCGGUGUGGCCUGCGUUGUCCAAAACAGCGGCCAAUUAGAGGUCACCUCAGAGCGUUGCUCCCAUCUGCCCCAUCCUCCGAGUGCACAGACCUGCUUUUUGAAGAGUUGCGGAGCACAGUGGUACAUGACGGAGUGGAGCUCAUGUUCUCGUUCUUGUGGCGGAGGCUUCCGAGUGAGAGAGGUCCGCUGUUUGCAAGAUGAUCUGACCACCAGCCACAACUGUGAUCCUGCUCUUGAACCUGCAAACAAGGAGAACUGUAACACACACACCUGCGCGCUGAUUGAUGAGUCCUGCAGGGAUAUGUACUAUAACUGCGGUGGUGGUGGUCAGGCCCGUUUGUGUGUGUACUCAUACUAUCGCACCACAUGUUGUGCAUCAUGCUCUUCGGUCACUCAGAGAGACACACUGCACAGAACCAGGGACUUUUUAGGUUACAAGGCCAUCAUUCACACUCGAUCACUGCCUGGAGCAAGCUCAUGGGAGUACCUCUUCAGUGGCCCUUUCUACUUCCUGCAGAGCUUCCAGAUAAGCAGAGGUCAUCCAGCCACUCUCCCCAGUCUCAGCUUUCUCAGCCUGAGGGCCGAGAAUCAGUCCUGGGUGAUGGCUGCGUUCUGCCGUGGAAGGUCUCCAGACCAGAGGAGGGCUGCCAUGGCUGGGACAGGCCGGGGCUUGUGCGGACAGCUCAGAGGAGAAGACUGA
Molecule: messenger RNA, 1950 nt
Organism: Puntigrus tetrazona (Sumatra barb)
Lineage: Eukaryota; Metazoa; Chordata; Actinopteri; Cypriniformes; Cyprinidae
Gene: adamtsl7
Product: ADAMTS-like 7
Biological process (GO): extracellular matrix organization
Cellular component (GO): extracellular matrix
Molecular function (GO): metalloendopeptidase activity
Source: RefSeq, a predicted model, not a curated record